Molecule: messenger RNA, 1699 nt
Organism: Peromyscus leucopus (white-footed mouse)
Lineage: Eukaryota; Metazoa; Chordata; Mammalia; Rodentia; Cricetidae
Gene: Rmnd5b
Product: required for meiotic nuclear division 5 homolog B
Exons: 10
Coding region: 98-1279 (393 amino acids)
Biological process (GO): proteasome-mediated ubiquitin-dependent protein catabolic process
Cellular component (GO): GID complex; cytoplasm; nucleus
Molecular function (GO): ubiquitin protein ligase activity; protein binding
Source: RefSeq, a predicted model, not a curated record
CCAAAGCCCGGAGCAGUCGUCGGCCACACCUUCCAAGUCGCCCCGACUCAGACGUCCCAGCUUAGUGCACCCGACUGGGUCACAGGCAGAGGCCACCAUGGAACAGUGUGCGUGCGUGGAGAGGGAGCUCGACAAAGUCCUGCACAAGUUCCUGACCUACGGGCAACACUGCGAGCAGAGCCUGGAGGAGCUGCUGCACUACGUGGGUCAGCUGAGGACGGAGCUGGCCAGUGCCGCUCUCCAGGGGACCCCUCUCUCAGCCACCCUCUCCCUUGUAAUGUCCCAGUGCUGUCGGAAGAUCAAAGACACAGUCCAGAAACUAGCCUCAGACCACAAGGACAUUCACAGCAGCGUCUCCCGAGUGGGCAAAGCCAUCGACAGGAACUUUGACUCUGAGAUCUGCGGCGUAGUCUCGGAUGCCGUGUGGGACUCCCGUGAGAAGCAGCAGCAGAUCCUGCAGAUGGCCAUUGUGGAGCACCUGUACCAGCAGGGCAUGCUCAGCGUAGCUGAGGAGCUGUGCCAGGAAUCAACAUUGAAUGUGGACCUGGACUUCAAGCAGCCCUUCUUGGAGUUGAAUCGGAUCUUGGAAGCUCUACAUGAGCACGACCUGGGACCUGCACUGGAGUGGGCUGUGUCCCAUCGGCAGCGCCUGCUGGAGCUCAACAGCUCGCUGGAGUUCAAGCUGCACCGGCUGCACUUUAUCCGCCUUCUAGCUGGCGGCCCCGAGAAGCAGCUGGAGGCCCUCAGCUAUGCCCGACACUUCCAGCCCUUUGCUCGGCUGCACCAGAGAGAGAUCCAGGUGAUGAUGGGCAGCCUGGUGUACCUGCGGCUGGGCUUGGAGAAGUCACCCUACUGCCAUCUCCUGGACAACAGCCACUGGGCGGAGAUCUGUGAGACCUUUACUCGGGAUGCAUGUUCCCUGCUGGGGCUUUCAGUGGAGUCCCCACUUAGUGUCAGCUUUGCUUCUGGCUGUGUGGCGCUGCCAGUGCUGAUGAACAUCAAAGCUGUCAUCGAACAGAGACAGUGCACUGGCGUGUGGAGUCACAAGGAUGAGCUGCCGAUUGAGAUCGAGUUGGGCAUGAAGUGCUGGUAUCACUCCGUGUUUGCAUGUCCCAUCCUGCGACAGCAGACCUCAGAUUCCAACCCUCCCAUCAAGCUCAUCUGUGGCCAUGUCAUCUCCCGAGACGCACUCAACAAGCUCAUCAAUGGAGGAAAGCUCAAGUGUCCCUACUGUCCUAUGGAGCAGAAUCCAGCAGAUGGGAAACGGAUCAUAUUCUGACUGCAAGGAACCUUUUGCUGGAAGGUGUUAAUCCACCCAUGGGCCUCGGUCUGCCGUGGUGGAGGACUGGCUUCAGUGGAUUGUGAUGCCUCUCAGACCAGCCUUCCCAAGAGGCCUGGCCUGCCCAGGCAGAGGCCAAGGAAGGCCGUGAACCAGUCUACACUUCCUUGGCUGCAAGGGACUGGUGCUGUGCUCCUGCUGUCUUCCUGUUUACACUUGCCCGACUGAGCAGCAAAGGCUUGGGCUAUCAAAAGCAGACAUCUUUCUCUUCCUGCCCUCAAACCAGGGGGGUCCAGCUGUGGUCCACCUCCUUCUACUGUACAGCCAACUGUAUGUAUCUAUUCUCCACUGUAAAUAGCCCGUUAGAACUGGAUGCUGUUUUGUAACUUUGAACAAAUAUAUUCACAGCCCUUCUCCUUA